This is a messenger RNA of Colletotrichum destructivum, 2869 nucleotides long. RefSeq names its product Putative LCCL domain-containing protein. The transcript has a single exon. The record is from RefSeq and is a predicted model, not a curated record. The coding region runs from base 341 to 2347 and encodes 668 amino acids. NCBI's taxonomy places the organism in Eukaryota, Fungi, Ascomycota, Sordariomycetes, Glomerellales, Glomerellaceae.
GUCUAAAUUCGACCACGUUGUCUGUUUAAGCGCCGGCAACGUCGAUUUCUGCUCGUCUCGGGCUUGUCUACCCCUGAGCUGAGGGAAAACAUUCAUCGGGUUUCUGUUAGCAGUGUCGUCGUCAAGAAACGACGCUCACAAUCGCACACUCACUCGCACACUCACUCACUCACUCGUUUACUCAUCAGCUCACUCACUCGCAAAUUCACUCACUCACUCCCUCGCUCACAGCCUCGCUCUCACCCUCGCUCUCACUGACCGCCUCACUCACCGACUCGACUCGCUCACGCAUGCACUGAACCAUCGCCGACUCACACCCAACGGAGACGACAGACGGGCCAUGGGGGCCACCGGCGAUGGCUACCCACUGAGGGAGCGCCCGUUCAAAGACAGUGAGGACGACGACGCCGACGACAAGUACGCGCCGCGCCGCAGCAUCGACGAAGAGGCUCAGUUCCUCGCCGAGGACGACGACAAGGAGGAUGACGACAACGACGACGACGACGCGUACGAGCUCGAGGAGAGCAACUCCAGUACGCCCUCGCUGCUCUCCCAGCAAAAGUUUCCUCACACGCCCCAGGGCCGACGGCAACGACAACGACAACGACGCCACUGCCUCUCCGGCCCGCAACCGCCGCGGACGCACGUCAUCCGGCCCGUGUUCCCCGUCGUCCAGUCGGCGCCGCCGCGGCUGCUCGACCUCGUGGCGCCGACGACGCGCCGCAAGGGCGUCGUCGUCGCCGUCUUCCUCGCGCUCUGGGCCGUCGCUUUCUCGGUGCCGCUGGCCUCGUCGCGCGCCCUCAAGGACGACCUCGGCCGCGACGUGCUCAACCUCGGCUGCGCCGACUCGCUGUGGCGCUUCAAGAACGGCUGCGGCCUCGACGGCGCCGACUGCCGCCCGUUCAACAACGCGAGCUUCACGUUCCGGUGCCCGGCGAACUGCAUGGCGCACCAGCUGCUGAACCCGCACGCUGUCGGGCCCAAGGAGGUUGUGUACCGGCCGCUGGUCGUGGGCGGUGGUGGUGGCAACGGAAGUGAUGCUGAUGUUAAUGCUAACGCUGACGGCGGCAUCUACCGCGCCGACUCGAUGAUCUGCGCCUCGGCGAUCCACGCCGGCAUUGUGACGGACCUCAGCGGCGGGUGCGGCCGCCUCGACCGCGUCGGCCAGCACGAGAGGUUCAACGCGUCGACGAGGAACGGCGUCGAGACGGUCGCCUUCGACUCGUACUUCCCAUCCUCCUUUACCCUGGCCGCCGCCGACCCCUCGCUCCGGUGCCCGGCGUCCGACCCGCGCGAGGCCCUCCUCCCGACGUCGCUCUUCUUUUCGACGCUCUUCUCGCUCUUCACGACGUCGCCGGCCUGGCAGCUGGCCGUCUCCUUCGUCGGCAUCUUCGCCCACGUCAGCUUCGCCUCCGAUCCGCCCCCGGCCUCGCGCCACGCCGCCUCCGUCCUGCCGGACCGCAUCUCCAUGUUCGCCGGCCGCCUCCUCCCGGCCGCCUUCUGCGCCGCCGUUCUCUACCGCCUCUGCGUCCGCCGCACCCUCGCCGGCCUCACGGCGCAGUUCGAGAAGACGGCCCUCUGGCUCGGCGGCUUCUGGUUCGGCGCGCUGUCCAACUACACCUUUGGCUGGAUGCCGAUCCAGCGCCUCACGGCCCACGACAUUGAGCAGCAGCCCGGCGCGAAGCCCGCGCUGGCGUUUAUCCUCAUCGUGCUGACCUUCAUCAUGGCCAAGCAGGUCUACUUCUUCUGGCUCGAGGGCCGCCUGCCGCGCUUCCUCGCCCUCUACGCCCUCUUUCUCGCCGCCAUCGUCGCGGGGCUCUCGGUGCCGGGCGUCGACCUGCGCGUGCACCACUACAUCAUGGCCUUCCUGCUGCUGCCGGGCACGAGCAUGCAGACGCGCUCCUCGCUCUUCUACCAGGGCAUGCUGCUGGGGCUCUUCGUCAACGGCAUCGCCCGCUGGGGGUUCGACUCGGUCCUCCAGACGCCCGACGACCUGCGCGAGGACGGCGCCUUCGGGUCCCUGCUCCCGGAGAUCACCACGCCCAUCAUCUCGUCCGGCUCGUUCGAGCCCAGCAUCAGCUUCAGCUGGGUGCUGCCGACCGACGCCAACGCCGUCGCCGCCGCCGGGUUCGACGGCAUCAGCGCACUGGUCAACGAUGUCGAGCGGUUCCGGUACUACUUCGCCGACGGGGCGGACGACAACGUCUUCAUCUGGAUGCGCAAGGCCAGGAUGGCGCUGCCCGAGUAUUUCCGGUUCGCGUACAUCAAGGACGGCGUCACGCUGGACUACACGCAGGCCGGGACGUGGUUCGCCAAUGGCACAUGGGCGAUGGCGCCCUCGCAUUAGAAAAGGUGGGUGAUGGGUGAUGGGUGAUGGGGGGAGGAAAGGGGAGAUGGAAUGGUUUGAGUUGUCUAUAGACGCAUUGGGAGGACGGGAAUAGAAUUGAGGCUGGCUUACAAGCAUAUCGGGGAGACAUACACGGCGUUGGAAUCUGCGGUUCCCUUUUCUUUCUUCCUUGCGUAGCGACUUUUUACUGGUAUUUUCUAUUUUUAUUAUAAGCUAGACACAAGCCCCCCAAGAAUUCCAGACAUUCAACAGCGUUUCUUCAUGUUUUGACGUUUUGACGGUCUGUGAGCUCUUGAGUGUUUGGUUCGAAGUGGCUUCUUCGGCUCCGGUGCGGAGUAGACUUUCUGUAGUUAAACAUUGCGCCGCUCGGAGAUAUCAGGUGUUUACGAAACUCACAGGAUGAGCUCAUAAAUCGAAUGUAAAUAAAUGCUGGCGGCGGCACUGAAGAACGAAAACCCCCCCGCAUCCACGUGCUUGGCUCCGUCGUCCACGCCCUAUUUUAACAUGUCUCCAUCCGACUGG